AUGGGUAACGAUGUUCAACAAAUAUUGAAUACACCUCAGUCGGCUGAAGCCUUACAGAAAAUAAUAUCAAUUAAAAUUAACGCACAUUUCAAGAAAUUAAACGAUUUCAAUCAAUUUACACACAAAUUUUCUAAUACAUCAAAUGAAACAACAAGUUUUAUUCUCAGAGCAUCAGAUUCUAAAGCUUGUAAUUAUACAAAACUUUAUUCGAAAUCAAUAAUCAAACAAGUUUAUACAGAUUCAAAGUUUUAUCUUAUGAAAGAUGACAAAACAGAAUUGUCAGCUUACAGACAUGGUUUUAAAACACAUAGCAUGAAUAUUUCAUGUAAUCAAAUUAAAUUUGAUAAUUUCAUUACAAGACUCUCUUAUCCAGUGUUUCCAUAUUUAAGCAACGAACUAGUAAUGAUGAAUGUCAACCUAAAUCGUAAAUUAGUUUUAGUUAUUUUGAAUAAUGAAACAGAAUUUGAAAAAUACAAGAAUAUUGCAGAUGAUAUUAUUGAGAGAUGGCAAUUAUCAUACAUUUUGUACAACAAUAACCAAAACAUCAUCAAGAAUUUAGGAGUUAAUCAAAAUGAUCUCCCUGCGUUUGCAAUUCUCGUUGGAAGAUCAUGGUAUCGAUAUAAAGGAGAACUCAAUGAUGAAUCACUAUCUAAAUUCGAACCUAGCAUGACUGACGAAAUUUAUCUUAUUUUUGGAAUUAUUUUUGGGUUAGUAAUUAUAUUGUUUAUUGUUAUUUUUGUUUCUACUAUUUAUAUUUGUUUCUGUGACAAAGAAACACCAAAACAAAAUAAGAAGAAAUCAAGUUAUUCAAGUGAUGUUGAACCUCUUAUUGCAUAA
This is a messenger RNA of Trichomonas vaginalis G3, 837 nucleotides long. Its product is annotated as glutaredoxin domain-containing protein. Lineage: Eukaryota; Parabasalia; Trichomonadida; Trichomonadidae. The transcript has a single exon. The record is from RefSeq and is a predicted model, not a curated record. Bases 1 to 837 code for a protein of 278 amino acids.